CUUUUAGAUGACGGACAUAUUUUUGGUUUCUUUCAUCUGCGCAAUAGUGUUUUUCUUUCUUCAGUCCGGAUAAAAAGAAAAGGUGAAUUAAGACCUGAAACAAGAAAGGAAACCAGAAGUCACCCUCCUUUUUUUACAUUUAAACAGCAGGGAUCUCUCUCUGUGCUCUCAUCAGCCUCACUCACUCUUCAUCACCCUGAAUCUCAGAUAAUCCUCAUCGUCCUGCCGCUGAGAUGUCGACUCCUGAUGCAGCAGGCACACCUGGAGCUCCCGGGGGGCCGGAAGGUGAGGGAGGCCCUCCGGCUCCGGCCCCAAACUUGACCAGCAACAGACGGCUUCAGCAGACGCAGGCACAGGUGGACGAGGUGGUGGACAUCAUGCGUGUGAAUGUGGACAAAGUCCUGGAGAGAGACCAGAAGCUGUCAGAACUGGACGACCGGGCCGACGCCUUGCAGGCCGGAGCCUCGCAGUUCGAGAGCAGCGCCGCCAAACUCAAGAACAAGUACUGGUGGAAAAACUGCAAGAUGAUGAUCAUGAUGGCAGUUAUAGGAGUUAUAUGUGUCGGCGUCGUCUUCUUAUAUUUCUUCUACUGAGCUGCUUUUCAAGAAUGGAGAUGCAAGUCCCAGGACGGGUCUGCACCGGCGAACGCUAAACCGAGUCUUUCCUCAGUCCUCCUCCUCUUCCUCAGCGAGGCCUUCCUCAGCAACCUCUAUGCAUGGCCUUUAAUGUUCUCCUCCUGUCCUCUUUGCAAUGAGCAGGUUUACAGAUUAAAACAAAGGGUCACUAUAAUCGGUUGGUUUUGUUUGGGUGAGUUGUAGUUUAUGGAUUAAGAUUUUUGACAGAAAAAUUAGCCAAUGUGACAUAACCUCUGUUUUAUCUAAAUCAUCUUCCUGAAGAUGGCGGCUGCAGGAAGUGAUGUUUUGGAUUCAGUCAAGAAUCAGUUGAGUUCCUUCUGCCUCUUUCAAAAGUAUUAGGAGCUGUAACCUUUAUUUCACAGAAACCAUUGUCACACAAUAACUAAUUAGUAGUUUCAUAAAUAAUAAUAAAUAAUUGACACGGUCAAAAUUAUGUCAAUCUUUACUUGCUUUUUGAAUUCUGAAGCAGCUUUGAGCUUUAAGGUGCAACAGAAUCACAGCAUGUCAUUGACCGAUAAACCAGUUGCGUUUCCUAAAAGAGAAUGUCCUUCCAGUCCUUGCUUAUUGAAAUUAUGUGAAAAAUGUCAUGUUUUGUGUGUUGAGCCAAAGAGAACCACAGAUAAGAGAAGCAGAGUGUGUAUGUGGCUGACUGUAGAUUAGAAUUUUACUCUUAAAAUAAAACAAAGAAAUUAAGUUGUGCACCUGGUAAGACUAACAUCUAUAUACAUCAUAUGGUUUAUUUUUGAGCAACUAAAAGACAGCCAUACCUAAAACAUAUUACUGUAUAUGAUGUUAAAACAUGGCUGAAACUCCUAGCCCUUGCUGUAUGUCAGUGUCACUCUGUUGGUGCUGCAACUGAUUUUAAAAACAACCUAACUUCUGUUUGAACUGUUUUCUGUUUGCUUUCACCCAUCCUGUGUUUAACUUCUGUGUUGAGUCGACUUGUAGUUCCCAGAACUUUUUUUUGAUGAAUUUUCGUGGAUGAAAACACUCAUUUAUGCUAUGUACUAUUGAAAUGAAUACAUUUAAUUCCAGACAGAAUGGUUGACAAAAUUCUAAUAAAUUAAUAUUUGCUUUCAAUUGUCUUUUUUUCCCUCUACUAGAAUGUUUUGUACCAGCUUUGAGUUUCAUCAUGUAAAGUUAAGGUUAUUUUUUAAUACUGUUCUUGAUCAACUCGGAUUACAAAAAUGUAAUAUUUUUGCUAAAUUCCUGAAUAGUAAGCAAAGUGAUAUUUUAAAGCUAAGUACCAUUUCUUUUUCUUAUUUUAUUUCAACAAUCAAAACCAACCAAGCAAAAAACUUCAUUACAUUUUUUAUUUAGGUCCCAAAAAAACCAUCAUAAUAACAUUAUAUCAAUAAUAUUAAUAAAGAAAUUGGAAAAAAAAAAAAUAGGGGGAAAA
Messenger RNA from Xiphophorus couchianus (Monterrey platyfish), 2034 nucleotides. RefSeq names its product vesicle-associated membrane protein 2-like. The coding region runs from base 234 to 593 and encodes 119 amino acids. NCBI's taxonomy places the organism in Eukaryota, Metazoa, Chordata, Actinopteri, Cyprinodontiformes, Poeciliidae. Gene Ontology annotation, biological process: vesicle-mediated transport. The transcript has 5 exons. The record is from RefSeq and is a predicted model, not a curated record. Gene Ontology annotation, cellular component: membrane.